AUGGCACGCUUGAGCUUCCUGCUCCUCGGAGCCCUCUCAACACUCAGCGGCUUCGCCACUGCAAGCAACUCCGCAGUGAAAGACCUCCUCCCCACCAACUUCGACGAUGUCGUCCUGACCGGCAAGCCCGCGCUGGUUGAAUUCUUCGCUCCCUGGUGCGGCCACUGCAAGACCCUCGCCCCGAUUUACGAGGAGCUUGCGCAAACCUUCGCCUUCGCUGAAGACAAGGUCACCAUCGCCAAGGUCGACGCCGACGAGAACCGCUCGCUAGGCAAGCGCUUUGGUAUCCAGGGCUUCCCUACUGUCAAGUGGUUCGAUGGAAAGAGCGACAAGCCGGAGGAAUACAAGGGCGGUCGUGAUCUCGAGAGCUUGUCCGCCUUCAUCACCGAGAAGACCGGCGUCAAGCCUCGUAGCGCUGCGCAGAAGGAGGUUAGCAAGGUUGAGAUGCUGAACGAUGCCUCUUUCAAGACCGUUGUUGGUGGCGAUAAGGAUGUUCUGGUUGCUUUCACUGCGCCGUGGUGUGGACACUGCAAGACCCUCGCUCCUACCUGGGAAACCCUCGCCAACGACUUCGCCCUCGAGUCCAACGUUGUUAUCGCCAAGGUCGACGCUGAAGCUGAGAACUCCCGUGCCUUGAGCAAGGAACAGGGUAUUACCGGAUUCCCUACCAUCAAGUUCUUCCCCAAGGGCUCGACCGAGGCUGAGUCGUACUCCGGCGCUCGCUCCGAGGAGGCCUUUGUCAAGUUCAUCAACGAGAAGGCUGGUACCCACCGUGCCGUCGGUGGCGGUCUUGACAGCUUGGCAGGCACCAUCGCCGUUCUGGACGAGAUUGUUACUGAGAACGUCGCGGCGCAGAAGUUCGAUAAGUUGGUGGCUGAGGUUAAGAAGGCCGCCAAGGGUCUGCCAGACAAGUACGCUGAGUACUAUGUUAAGGCCGCGGAGAAGCUGAGCAAGAACGAGGGCUACGCUGUCAAGGAGCUCACUCGCCUCCGGAAGGUCCUGGCUAAGGGUGGCUCGGCCCCCGAGAAGCUGGAUGAUCUUCUCUCUCGCAGCAACAUUCUCAGUCGCUUUGUUGGCGAGGAGAAGCACGAUGAGCUUUAA
Penicillium samsonianum is the source of this 1101-nucleotide messenger RNA. RefSeq names its product protein disulfide isomerase family protein. The coding region runs from base 1 to 1101 and encodes 366 amino acids. Gene Ontology annotation, molecular function: protein disulfide isomerase activity. The transcript is spliced from 2 exons. Gene Ontology annotation, cellular component: endoplasmic reticulum. Gene Ontology annotation, biological process: protein folding. The record is from RefSeq and is a predicted model, not a curated record. Lineage: Eukaryota; Fungi; Ascomycota; Eurotiomycetes; Eurotiales; Aspergillaceae.